CUUCCCCCAUUCCCCUUGAAACCCUAGAAACCCUAACUCAGUCACCGAGAACCACUCCAUCGAACACCUCCGCCAAAUCCCCUCCCCACGUUUGCUAGGGUUUCUCAUGGAUCUGCCGAGGUGCCGCGCUCAAACGGGUCUCUCGUAGCCUCGGAGAUGAGCGACCAAGAGGAGCUCGCAGGGCCCAGCGGCGGCGGCGGCGGCGGCGGCGGUGCAUCGCGGUUCCACCUCCUCCAACCCAACCGCGAUCCCCAAUCCAAUUGGGAGGUCGAUCUCGCCGCGAAUCUCGAGGAGUACCUCCUUAGGAUCUGCUCCGGGGAGAUCUCCGCCGCCGACGACCAAGACCACGCACUCCACUCCGUCAACUUCGCCGAAGCUGCACUGCUUCUCCAAGGAUCGGUCCAAGUGUACAGCCGGAAAGUAGAGUACUUGUAUUCAUUGGUUUUGCAUGCCUUGGAGUUUCUUUCGCAGAAGAGGUUAGUUUGCGUAAGUCCUGAGUAG
Ananas comosus (pineapple) is the source of this 501-nucleotide messenger RNA. RefSeq names its product condensin-2 complex subunit H2-like. Bases 157 to 501 code for a protein of 114 amino acids. Gene Ontology annotation, cellular component: condensin complex; nucleus. Gene Ontology annotation, biological process: mitotic sister chromatid separation; meiotic chromosome condensation. The transcript is spliced from 2 exons. Gene Ontology annotation, molecular function: chromatin binding. The record is from RefSeq and is a predicted model, not a curated record. NCBI's taxonomy places the organism in Eukaryota, Viridiplantae, Streptophyta, Magnoliopsida, Poales, Bromeliaceae.